Cannabis sativa is the source of this 1992-nucleotide messenger RNA. RefSeq names its product UPF0481 protein At3g47200. The record is from RefSeq and is a predicted model, not a curated record. The transcript has a single exon. Lineage: Eukaryota; Viridiplantae; Streptophyta; Magnoliopsida; Rosales; Cannabaceae. Bases 480 to 1799 code for a protein of 439 amino acids.
AUUAUGACUUUUCUGAAACUUUUGUUCCAUGACACAGUAGAUGCCUCCUAAUUAUGACGAACCAGCUUGUCAUUUUCCUGGUAAUUUACUUAGUUGACUUGACUUUUGCUAUAGUUUUCUCACAUUUACAGAUGUAUAUAUACUUUUGUUUACGUUCAUACAACACAUUGUUUGUAUUGAAAUUCUAGAUUAUUCAAUUUGUAUUUCAUAGUCUUUCAGUUAUGCUUUGCCCAUAGCCUGCCGAAGCUACAAACAGUUCUUUGAUACAGGUGUAGCUUACUUUUCACAUCUUAAUUGCUUCUACUCUUCAGCAAAGCAUUUUUUUUCUCUCGGACAUUUUAAAAAUAUUGUUCUUCUGCUACAUUUUCUGGGCAACCAAACAGUAGAAAAGAAUCAGCCCAGCUCCUUUUCUCUGCACUAAUCUGUUUGCUAGUUUUAUUCUGGUGUUGGUUAUCAAUCAUAACAAGGAGAAGGCACACAUGGCAAACAGAUAUGGAGAUCAUUCUCCAAAUGACAUCGAGAAUCCAUCAGUUUCUUUGGCGACUUCGCUGAGAUUGGAGUUGGAAAGCUUGUCUCCCUUAUCUUCCAAGUGCUCUAUCUACAGGGUUUCUGAACGGCUGCGGCUUGUCAAUGAAAAUGCCUACACACCCCAGGUAGUUUCCAUUGGUCCUCUUCAUCAUGGCAAGGAAAGAUUAAGAGCGAUGGAAGAGCACAAAAAGAGGUAUUUAUGUGAUUAUCUUAAGCACACAAGUUUAGGCUUGGAAUACUACAUAAAAAUCAUAAAAGAUAAAGAAGAAGAAUUGCGCAGCUGUUAUGCAGAACCUAUAAGAUUCUCAAGUGAUGAAUUUACAAAGAUUGUUUUAGUAGAUGCUGCAUUCAUUAUUGAGGUUCUAUUAAGGUACUGUUUUCACGAGCUUCAAGACGAGCAUGAUCGUAUCUUUAACAAGCCAUGGAUGCUGCAGGACAUCUGGCGUGAUGUGCGGUUGCUUGAGAAUCAGCUGCCCUUCUUCAUUCUUGAACAUCUUUUUAACCCAGAAAGAAUUUCAGUCCCUUCUUCUAAUGAUGAGAGGCUUUCAAUCAUUAAGCUUUCUCAUAUGUUUUUCAAAGGGCUGAUGCAGUUAAAGGGAACAGAAAAUUUGGAGCGAAUAUCUUCUCCAAGAAUUGAACAUUUUGUUGAUAUCCUUAGAAAUGUAUAUGUCCCACUGGAACAAAAACCAGAAGUAAAGAGGCUGACAUCUAUGAACAUCCCAAGCAUAACAGAGCUACACCGAGCUGGAGUUAAGUUCAAGAUGAGGUCGAGCAAAAAUUUGUUUGACAUACAUUUCUCUGAAGGAAUUUUGGAAAUUCCGAAGCUGACAAUUAGUGAUGAGAUGGAACUUACAUUCAGAAACUUACUUGCGUUUGAAGAAUGCCAUUGCAGGGAGAAUUACUUGAACGAUUAUGUCGUGAUUAUAGACCGGCUUGUUAAUACUCCCAAAGAUGUAGAUUUACUUGUGAAGUAUGGGAUCGUUGAGAAUAGAUUAGGGGACAGCAGCCAGGGGGCUACUUUGAUAAACAAGCUUGCAGAUGGGGUUACUUUGGACUCUGAUGAUUUUUAUUUUGCUCAAAUUUCUGAACAACUACGUGCCUAUUGCAAGACCUCCUGGCAUAAAUGGAGGGCAAACUUGAAACAGAACUAUUUCCACACUCCUUGGGCAAUUGUUUCUGUCAUUGCAGCUGUUCUUCUUAUCAUUCUUACCAUUAUACAAGCAGUUUGUUCUGUUAUCUCAGUUACAAUUAAAGACUUGCCUCCUCGCUAGGCCAUUUUCUGCUUUGUCCAAAGGCUUAAAUUGUGAGAGUUGUAAUCAUGUCCUGUUUAAUUUUUAUUUUUAUCAGAAGACUUAGCUUAGCUGUAGUUUUUCUGAAAUUUCAAAAUGUGCUAUAUGUAUUACUAAUCAUUAGUUUUAUGUGUUUGGAUCAUUAAUAAAGCUUGUCUCCCUUCGCAUUGAUAAA